UGGACGGAGAGGGGUGGAAUCGGGAGGGGAGCGUUGUGAGAGGGCAAGAGGGGAGAGAGAGUGUGAGCGUGAGGGUGGCGAGCAGGAAAUCAUCCCCGACCGCUUUUCGGCUUCGCCGUCCACCUCCGUUCCUAGCGAUAAUCACACUAAUCGGAGCCGGGUGAAUUUUUAAGGAUCCAGGCCCUAGCCCGCGACAGAUACCCUCUCUCACCAUGGCAGGAGUGGGUGCUGGCAGUGACGUGCAGUGGUGCUUCUCUCAGGUGAAGGGAGCCAUCGAUGACGAGGUGGCCGAAGGUGAGACAGCCGACGUCAUCUCUACCGUGGAGUUCAGCCAUUCGGGGGAGCUGCUAGCCACUGGAGAUAAGGGCGGCCGAGUUGUUAUCUUUCAGCAGGUCCCAGAGAGCAAGAGUCAGCCUCACUGCCGGGGCGAGUACACCGUUUACAGCACCUUCCAGAGCCACGAGCCUGAGUUUGACUACCUGAAGAGCCUGGAGAUCGAGGAGAAGAUCAACAAGAUAAGAUGGCUGCCCCAGAAGAACGCUGCGCACUUCCUGUUGUCCACAAAUGAUAAGACUAUAAAGUUGUGGAAGAUCAGCGAACGAGACAAGCAGCCUGAGGGUUACAACCUUAAAGAAGAGGAUGGGCGCUUCAGAGAUCCCUCAGCUAUCACUACAUUAAGGCCGCUCCCCUUGGCUGCAGGUGCCCGUGUUUAUACCCAUGGAUCUGAUGGUGGAGGCCAGCCCACGGAGGGUUUUUGCCAACGCCCACACCUACCACGUCAACUCCAUCUCAGUCAACAGCGACUACGAGACCUACCUGUCCACAGACGACCUGCGCAUCAACCUGUGGCACCUGGAGAUCACCGACCGCAGCUUCAUCCUCUUCUAGACAUUGUGGACAUUAAGCCUGCCAACAUGGAAGAGCUGACGGAGGUGAUCACGGCCGCUGAGUUCCACCCCAACCACUGCAACACCUUCGUCUACAGCAGCAGCAAGGGCACCAUCCGCCUGUGCGACAUGAGGGCGUCGGCGCUCUGCGACAAGCACUCCAAAUUGUUCGAGGAGCCGGAGGACCCCAGCAACCGCUCCUUCUUCUCCGAGAUCAUCUCGUCCAUCUCCGAUGUCAAGUUCAGCCACAGUGGCCGACACCUGAUGACGCGCGACUACCUGUCCGUCAAGAUCUGGGACCUCAACAUGGAGAACCGGCCUGUUGAGACCUAUCAGGUGCACGAGUACCUGAGGAGUAAGCUCUGCUCCCUCUAUGAGAACGACUGCAUCUUCGACAAGUUUGAGUGCUGCUGGAAUGGGAACGACAGUGUGGUGAUGACCGGCUCCUACAACAACUUCUUCCGGAUGCUGGACCGGGGCCAGCGGCGGGACGUGACCCUGGAGGCGUCGCGGGAGAGCAGCCGGCCCCGCUCGGUGCUGAAGCCCCGUAAGGUGUGCGCGGGCGGCAAGCGGAAGAAGGACGAGAUCAGCGUGGACAGCCUGGACUUUAACAAGAAGAUCCUGCACACUGCCUGGCACCCGCAGGACAACAUCAUCGCCGUGGCCACCACCAACAACCUCUACAUAUUCCAGGACAAGCCCAACUAGGGCUUUAAAAAAAACAAAACGUUUUUUACUUCAUCACCACCCCUAGAUACCCCUACCGCAUCCCCGUUACCCCUCCGCCAUACGUCUCCACACGUCUGAAGAGCGGAGGGAAACGGGUGGUCUGCCAGACAGCCUGCCGAGGUCCUUUCUUAAUAUUACCACGCAGCAGGAACUGUUUAGAAGCGUCCCACUUCCAGUGCCAUUGCUUUUUUCUUUUUUGUUUGUUUAUUUGUGUUCGUACACACUUUGUUUUGUUAUUUAAAUUCAGUCAUCGAAGUAGAUGUUUUUUUUUAUUUUUGGUUUUUUUAUUUUAUUUUUUUUCUCCAUAUUCCUUCCUCUUCCACUGUCGGGUAAGGAACUCCACCUCCACCUUCUCCAAAACCCAAGGGCUUCCUCCAGGUCCUGGGAUAUCCCGCUCGUUUUCUUGGGACUUUUUUUUUUGGUAGAGCGGGUAGGGAAGAUGCAGGGUUAUGUCGCCCGUUUGUUCACAUCUGCACGUGGAGGAAAGGAUCCUGACCUGGGUCGGCGGCUUGGGUUGGUGCAAGGCGUGGCUUGGGAGGAUGGAGCCUGCCAGCAGGGCGGGAGCUCAGAGCCGCUCCUCCUGGACUGAAGGACGAUCUGGAAACCCGCUGGGUCACGUUCAAUGAUGGUGAGCGUGGACGCACGUGUUCUUGCCUCCCUUGAAUGUCCUGAAUGCCAAGCACAAUACGGACGUCACUGCACCCCUCCCCCCGGUGCCGUCCGGACCUGUCGGGUAUCUUUGAGCGGAGGAUGGGAUGACGCCCCCAUCCGGGACACGCCCAAUUUCCCCCGCCCCGCCCCGGAGAGACUGGACGGCCGCUCAUCUGUGGGGAUGCACUCAUUCCUCCCUCUUGUGAGCUGUUUAGGGUUAAAGAGAACCGUGUCGACCGAGAACGGCUCUCAAAAGAUGUUUAUCCUAUUUAUAAAUUGUACAAAUUUCUCACCUUGUUCGUUUCUUAUUUUUGUUUUUGAAUUAAUCGUUCUCUCUCUCUCUCUCUCUCUCUCUCUCUCUCUCUCUCUCUCUCUCUCUCUCUGUUAGUUAAAGCACCUCUGAAUGACAUGUACAUGCUAGGGAAUAAUGUGGAGAGUUUAUUUUUGUAUAAUGGUGGAACAGGAUUGAGAGACUAUAAUUGCCCAUAACCCUGUUCUCCGUGGCCAGCCUUGCCACCAUUACCGUUGUGUGUCUGACGGCUGUCAUUAAUUAAAGGUGAUGCUCCGUGUUGUCAAGCCAGUACUGAAGUGGAGGUCUCGCAGUGCACGCAGUGCAAGCGGCAAAUGGCAUGGCGGGGAAAAGAGAAUGUGGGAAUGGGGUAGGGGCUGUUGGUUUCCCCUCAGCACUGAAUUGAUUUAUUUAAAGCAGUUAAUUACACUCUCAGUUUGCCUGACUUGCUUUGCCAUGUCUGGGUUGGGUGCAGUUGUCAUGAAACCAAAAAGCAUCAGCCCUUGCGGUUCUUCAGGAAAGGGGUGGACCUGGUCAAGUUUGCCUGAUCUUCUGGUCCAGCACCAGGUUUGGAGUGCGAGACACCGCUUGCGUACUUUGCUAAAUCUGCCUUUCAGCACUGGCUUGUACAACAUUAAGGUGUGUACGUGUGUGCGUGUGUGUCAUUUGCAGCUUAUUUUUGGGCCUAAGAGGGAAUCAAUUUGUUGUACUGGUAUUUCACCUGGUUUCUUGUCUGACAGAUAUAUUUAAGAGAACAUUGUCACUGUGUGGCAUGAAUGCUCUUAGGCCAGUGGGAGUAGCUGGACUGCUCCGUCUCAGACAGCCUUCUGCUUCCAGUCUGAGAUGCACACUGGCUGUCUGAAAUGAUCACAUGAUCAUGGUGUCCAAUAAAAUGCCAAAACCAAUUGUGCAGUCAGUGCGACCUCACUGAUGUAAAGGCUCUUUAGAGGGACUUCUGUGCCAUGCUGAUGCUUGGCAUAGUGCAGUCCUUAAGUAUUUGGACGGCUGGUACAAUUUCUGUUCUUUUGGCUCUGUAGUCCAGCACAUUCAUGUGACAUUAAAGUGCUGACGGUCCCCUGUAAUUUGAGGCUAUUUACAUCCAUCUUGGGUAAUGCUUGUUGGAAUCCCAUCCCUUUUUAUACAUGGUCUCCCCUGUCCCUUUUUAAGGGACCAAAAGUAAUUGGGCAGCUGGCUUCUGAAUAGUCUGGUGUAUUCAAUCAAUUCCUUAGUGUAGGUAUAAGAAAGCUUUCAGUAUCUAGUCUUGAUUUUAGGCUUUUAAAUGCAAUUGGAGUCUGUUUUUGGCGUUUGUCAAUAUGAGGCCCAUUGAGGCAUUUUUCAACCUGAGUUGUGCCAAUGACUCAUGGAAGCUAUUAUGAGUCAGAGAAAUAAAUACAUACAUGCAUACAUGCAUACAUACAUGCGUACAUACAGUGGCUAAACAAUAGGCCUUCCAAGAUAAACUGUUUGGAACAUCGCUAAGAAGAAAGCGACCACAGGUGAGCUCAUUAUUUGCAAAGGCUUUGCAGACCAAGGAAGACCUAAUAGCUGAUGAUGUCUCAACAUAAUGAAGAAAAACUUGUCUGACAGAUCACUCUUCAGGAGGCAGGCAUGGAUGUGUCUGUGACUACUCUACACAGAAGACUUAACAAACAGAUUUACAGAGGCUACACUGCAAGAUGCAAACCACAAAAACAGGAUAACCAGGUUACAGCUUGCUAAGAAGUUCUGGAAGAGGGUAUUGUGUACAUAUGACAAUACUGACAAUACUGAAAGCUUUCUUAUACUUACACUUACGAUUGAAUGGGGGGACUGUAUAAAAAGGGAUGUGGUUCCUGCAAGAAUAUCCUGAUAUUAAUGGAAAUACCAUCAAAUUACAUGGGGAACAUCUGCACAUUAACCUAUGGUUUCAUUUCAAAUCCAGUGUGCUCAACUACAGAGCCAAAAUACAGACUGCACUGUAUUUAAGCACAGAUUUAAGUUCUGCUGUGAGACCAGCUUAGUCUUAAAGGAUUGGAUAUUGAAUUUUUGCUGCCCUUUCCCUCUUGGGCAAGAUCUAACCAGUUUAUAUGUGAAAAGGGUGCAAGGGGUUAUCAACUAUCCUAAAUCAGGGUUACCCUACCUUGCUCCUGGAGAUCUUCGAUCUAGGUUUAAUUUAGACUGUAAUUUGGUGCCCUUGAUGGUACCAAUUCGCAGCUCAGCAAGAUGUACAGCUGUGGACUGAGGUGUGCUCGAUAAGGGUUGGAAGAGGGUUUGACAGCCCCGAUGCAAGGCAUUCAUGCAUGCCGUUAUUGCAGUGAAAUUGUACAUGGGGACCACAGGGGCCCAAGCUUUGUGAAGAUGGCAGUGUGGCCCUCGUGUUGUGUGUGGGAACGAAAGGUUGCGUGUGUACGCUGCGUUCUAAUGGUGGAUGUACGAAUCGUCCAGAGGCCCCCUACUAAAAGCUCUGCGCACAGGCCGGCACCACGCCCCCCAUGCUGUACCCGGAAAUAUUUAUGCAUGUGGUUGGAAAAAGCUCCGUAUUGGAGCUGACAGGAGAGAGAUCAGCACUGUGCUGUGUUCCUGUGCCAUGACCACGUAUAGCAGGGGUCUCCAAUCUUAUCCUAAAAGGGCCGGCGUGGGUGCAGGUUUUUGUUUUAACCCAGCAGUAACACACCUGAUUAUACUAAUGAACUAAUCGUGGUCUUUAAUCAAGACCUAGAUGAGUAGAAUCAGCUGUCUUAGUCCUGUGCUAAAACAACAACCUGCACACACACCGGCCCUUUCUGGAUAAGAUUGGAGACCCCUGACGUAUAGGAACCAAAGAUCUUGUGUAGCCAUAUGGUGGAGUUUCAGUGACUCCUUUCUGUGAAAGCCCACUGAACUGAACUACGCUCUGCUGCCCCAAGACCUUCUGUCCGCAUGCCCAUCCAGUACUGACACACGUUCUCCCAACCAGGAAUCCUCAAAUGUAACCCUCUGGGCCAGUCGUACCACAUUUUCAAUCCUCACCUGUAAUCGGGAGUGAUCUGAACCUAGGACACCAGGCGAUUGUAAUCUUAGGUGGCCUGUAGCUCAGUGGUUAAGGUAAAUGACUGGGACACCCAAGGUUGGUGGUUCUAAGCUGCAAUAAGAUCCGCACAGCCAUUGGGCCCUUGAACAAGGCCCUUAACCCUGCAUUGCUCCAGGGGAGUUAGAUGUUGAUUAGACUGCUUAGUCUAAUCAACUGUACAUCGCUCUGGAUAGGAGCGUCUGCUAAAUGCCAAUAAUACAAUGUAAUGUAAUCUCGGUGACUAUGGACUAUUUGGCAGCAGAGAGAACCAGCAGUACUCCUGAUCUGGGCCAGAUUUGACUAUCCCUGCUGUUGACCAUUCACUCCAUAUUCCUGUGAUUAAAGGUUCUCUACUAUUGAAGCUAAAAUGAAGCUUUGCGUCUUGAUGAUAUGCUGCAUUCAUGUGGUGUCAGAAAUAUUGUAUUUGCAUAAUGUGUGAUGCCCGAGUUCCUGACUCGGAGGCCUAUCUGACGCCACUUGGUAGCACGGCAUUCCUGAGGGGGUGCAGGGUUCCUGACUUACGACGGUUGAAUAUUCCGAAGAGGGUGUGAUCAGUGUGAGAGUAUAUUUUGCAGGCCACAGCUCUUUAUGAAUAUUCAUGAACGUUAAAGUUGCAGAGGAUGGAAGGUGUGAACGCCUGAAAAUAUGGGUAUUUAUUUGCAGGUUGUGACCUUGGCAGCGAUUGCGUGGAAAGCUCAGUUUUAUUUUUUUCUCAUGGCUUUAAUCUUCAGCCUUUUACAGGCUGCAUUCUGAUUUUGAGGGAACCGAAUUGCAGAGGUGUGGACUCUCUGUCCUGACACACAGACAGAUGGACUGAUGGACAGGCAUAAGGGAGAAGGCUCGUGGCAGUGCCUUUCUGUGCAGCUGCAGGCACCGGAGCCCAGAGUCACGCUGCCUUCAGGUGGACGGUGGCUUGCUCCUGGAUUAGUAUUAACAGGCACAGUCUCGGAGUGACAGAGGGCCACUGUCCAGGCACUUGGUGAAUGCACUUUGUUUUUGUUUUUUUUGUUUUUUUUGUUUUUUUGGGGGGAGGGGGCAAAAAGAAUCUUUACAAUGUUGGUUAUCUGUGUUAAUCUACAGAUGUUUCCAUUAGUUGACUGUAACCUGUCUACCUUUGGUUUGCAGAAACAGAAAUUAGGAUAAACAAAAAUACAAUUACUAUGCUGAACUACUGAAUAAUAAUAAAUAAAUAAAAUUAAUUAACCCUG
This is a messenger RNA of Conger conger (European conger), 6792 nucleotides long. Its product is annotated as serine/threonine-protein phosphatase 2A 55 kDa regulatory subunit B alpha isoform-like. Gene Ontology annotation, biological process: peptidyl-serine dephosphorylation. The transcript has 10 exons. Gene Ontology annotation, molecular function: protein binding; protein phosphatase regulator activity. Gene Ontology annotation, cellular component: protein phosphatase type 2A complex; cytosol. The record is from RefSeq and is a predicted model, not a curated record. Lineage: Eukaryota; Metazoa; Chordata; Actinopteri; Anguilliformes; Congridae. Bases 213 to 1595 code for a protein of 460 amino acids.